Medicago truncatula (barrel medic) is the source of this 734-nucleotide messenger RNA. RefSeq names its product protein BOLA2. Lineage: Eukaryota; Viridiplantae; Streptophyta; Magnoliopsida; Fabales; Fabaceae. The transcript has 3 exons. Gene Ontology annotation, biological process: intracellular iron ion homeostasis; protein maturation. Gene Ontology annotation, cellular component: cytosol; nucleus. The coding region runs from base 107 to 388 and encodes 93 amino acids. Gene Ontology annotation, molecular function: 2 iron, 2 sulfur cluster binding. The record is from RefSeq and is a predicted model, not a curated record.
GCGUGUGAGCAACGGCAAGUUAAGAAGCGAAUAUCUUUCACAAAAGGGUUUACACGAGAAAUUGAAGAACAGCAGAAAGGGCAAACCUCACAAGAGAGAAAUAGAAAUGGGUGUGACAAAGGAACAAGUCGAAUCAUCUUUGAACUCCAAACUCAACCCUUCCCAUCUUGAAGUAACUGAUAUAUCUGGCGGGUGUGGUUCAAGUUUUGCAGUUGAGAUUGUUUCAGAACAAUUUGAAGGAAAAAGGCUAUUGGAAAGGCAUCGAAUGGUGAAUGCUGCCUUAGAGGAGGAAAUGAAAGAGAUUCAUGCACUCUCUGUAAAGAAAGCUGUAACUCCAGAGCAGUGGAAAAAACAGCAAGAGUCCAACCAAUCAAAUCCUGCGGCCUAGAGCAUAUAAUAUUUAUAAAUAAAAAACCCUUACAAUAUAUUGCUGGCAGUAUUUGUGGAUCAUAGUUCUAUGUAUUAUUUGCUGCCACUCAAAUUUUAUGUUGCACUGCUAAAUUUUAGUUGACAAAGUCCCUGACUUUCAGUAGGGUAAUUUUAUGAUGAUUGUUCUUUUUAUACUUUCUUGGGUAUUGCUUACUAGAAUACAUGUAAGCAUGCUCAAUAGAGAUGAAAGUUGGAAGAAAUGAAGGCAAAGUAAAAAGCUAAGAAUGCAUGACUUAUGAAGGUUUCUUGCAUGUCUGAAUCCGAAUGGAUCAAUCAAUUUCUAUUUUUCCUAAAUUUUAAUUCUU